This is a messenger RNA of Babesia microti strain RI, 807 nucleotides long. Its product is annotated as conserved Plasmodium protein, unknown function. The transcript is spliced from 11 exons. The record is from RefSeq and is a predicted model, not a curated record. The coding region runs from base 1 to 807 and encodes 268 amino acids. Lineage: Eukaryota; Apicomplexa; Aconoidasida; Piroplasmida; Babesiidae.
AUGCACUCAAACGCGUUAUUUCUGUUGAUUUUAAUAUUUAAUAAUGCAUACUGUAGAAUCGUAUAUCCCUCUACAUUUGUGGAAAAGGUAGAAGAUAUAUUGUCCAGGACUUAUGGAGAAAGGGAAGUCCUACUAUUCAAGGAAAUGAUCAACGAUUUACAUCAUGGUAACACUAAUUGGUCUGAAAGAGAUGAGAAAGACCUAAUAAACAAUAUCGCAAAAUUUUUUGGUUCCAACUCUGUGGAACUAUACAAGAACAUAUUAAAUCAUUUAAAUACACCACAAACAUUCAAUAGCUACGAUGAUCAAAUUGUCAUUUCUUCAAUCAAUCUUUUCAAACAGGAGUUUGUCAAACUAAAUAAUUUGAUAGACAAACAUGUUAUACCGCAGUACCAUCGUUUCCUACAGUUAAAACAACACGCCGCUAUUGUUAAUAAUAAAACAGAUAUAACACGACAUUCUGAUACUGUUUGCUGGUCACCAGCUUCAUGUGGAGCAGUAGAGUCGAUAUUGAAUAUUUGUACAUCUAUUAGAGGUGGAGCUGAUAUUGUUUAUGACAAAUUUUCAGUGGCAGUUCACGUUUUGGGUUCAGUAAUGGCCGUACUUUGCGGUUGUAUUUUUGUAGGACCUGUACAUCAUUGUGUACUAAAAAAUUUUCCAUAUACAUGCAAAUUGCCAUUCCCUGUUUUUAACUCACUACUCAUGGCGAAUUCGAUGAUAUGGGAGGUCACAAAAUUGACUAGUGUCAUUUGUAGAGUAUAUGGAGAUCCUGGAAUAUCUAGUACCCUCGUGAGGUAUAACAGAUGA